Messenger RNA from Elgaria multicarinata webbii, 626 nucleotides. RefSeq names its product cilia and flagella associated protein 107 (gene CFAP107). The record is from RefSeq and is a predicted model, not a curated record. The transcript is spliced from 4 exons. Lineage: Eukaryota; Metazoa; Chordata; Lepidosauria; Squamata; Anguidae. The coding region runs from base 1 to 612 and encodes 203 amino acids.
AUGUUUACUUCGUGGAGGGAUGUGCAGGAUUGGUACGUCCCCAGCUGGAGGAUUGAGCCAAAAUACUCUACUAAAGUACUUAUCGGGAACUGGCUGGAAGAAAGAAAAGAGUUUAUAAGAGAUCAUGAGGGAACUGGCAAAAGCAUCUACGGACGAGACUUCGUUCGCUUUCCACCUGAGGUACCAGACAAGGCGGAAGCAAGGAGAAUUAUGAAAAAACUGGAUGGCCUGCCGAAGAAGUACCUCUUGACGCAUCACGAAGAAGCAAACCACCAGAACCUAAUAACGCAGUACGACGAUCAAUACAAUAGACACGGCUAUAACUGUUUGCUGCCUCCACUUCGCAAAUGGAACAGACACAAACUGGCGUGGACUCCAGAGAAAUCAGACUACCCCCUUGUUGAGCCUCCAACGAACUAUGGACUUUUUGAGCACCUUGUGAAAAAAUGGACUCACAAAGAGCCUGGAGUGAAGAACAGUGUCUACAGCAUAUCCUACACCAAGCCUCCAAUCUCAUCUUACACCAUCUGUCACCGGCCUAUCAUGCAGCCAAUCAUAGACCCCAACCGUGAGCAGCAGUGGCUAUCAAGAAGACUCGAUGCGUGUGUGUGAAGGGGGUGCAGAAU